AACCGGGACAGUCGCGCAGCCUCGAGGGAUGGAGGAGGUGCGCGAGGAACGCGCGCUCGGUGGCGGGAUGGAGGCCGACGGGCCCGCGAACCCCCAGGAGCUGCCUCCCUCGCCACGGUCGCCGUCACCGCCGCCGUCGCCGCCAUCGCCCGCGGCCCCGGAGACCCCCGAGAUCCCCGAGAUCCCCGAGCUCCCCGAACCGGAGCAGCCGUCCGAGGCCCACGCGCGGCAGCUGCUGCUGGAGGAGUGGGGGCCGCUGAGCGGGACCCUGGAGCUGCCGCCGCGCCUCACCUGGAAGCUGCUCCUGCUGCGGAGGCCGCUCUACCGCAACCUGCUGCGAUCACCCAACCCCGAAGGCAUCAACAUUUAUGAGCCAGCGCCCCCUACUGGGCCCACCCAGCGACCCCUGGAGACUCUGGGCAAUUUCCGCGGCUGGUUCAUUAGAACCGAGAAGCUCCAGCAGAACCUAAGCUGGACGGUGAAGCAGCAGUGCGUGGACCUCCUGGCCGAGGGCCUGUGGGAGGAGCUGCUGGAUGACGAGCAGCCAGACAUUACCGUCAUGGACUGGUUUGAGGACAGCCGGCUGGACGCUUGCGUCUAUGAGCUGCACGUCUGGCUGCUGGCGGCCGACCGCCGCACGGUCAUUGCUCAGCACCACGUGGCCCCCCGGACUUCUGGGAGAGGCCCCCCUGGCCGCUGGGUCCAGGUGUCCCACGUAUUCCGUCAUUAUGGUUCCGGCGUGCGCUUCAUCCACUUCCUGCACAAGGCCAAGAACCGCAGGGAGCCUGGUGGGCUGCGGCGGACACGGGUGACCGACUCCUCCGUGUCUGUGCAGCUCCGGGAGUGACUGGCUGACUCCGAGUCUGUUCUGACCCCAUGGCACCCCUCCCUGACCUUUAGAAACCCCUAACCCUUAGCCACCUCCUAGUCCCUUUAUUCCUGCCUGGCCCCCUCGCUUCUCUCUUGAUUGACAGCUUCACACACUCCUGAACAGUGGACUCUGGCCUUUCCCAGCACUCGCUGAGCCCCAUGAGGGCAGAGCCACACCUUGCAAAUUCAGUGCCUGACAGAUGCUCUGGCAGGUGCUCCGUAGAUCUCUGUUGAGUGAAUGCAUAGACACCUGUGCCCAAGGAUGCUGAGUGCUUUGAACUCCACUGAAAUGAAUUGCUCACUGCUGUGUCCCCAGCACCACCCAGCCAAGGACUGUGCACAAGAGUGGGUGGCAGCGAAUGUGUGUUGAAGGGGGAAUGGAACCAUUCGCUUCACUCAGUUCCUGCCCCAUUUAUCCGCCCCGAUCCUGAUCUUCCAUUACCUUCACAACCCGGGGACCUUCUGACCUUGACCUCUGAUCUCUUCACACAUCUCCCUUUAGCAUCUCCACUUACCUAUUCUCUAUCUCUCUUUUUUUUUUUGAGAUGGAGUCUCGCUCUGUCACCCAGGCUGGAAUGCAGUAACACGAUCUCAGCUCACUGCAACCUCUGCCUCCCAGGUUCAAGUGAUUCUCCUGCCUCAGCCUCUCAAGGAGCUGGGAUUACAGGUGCAUAUCACCACGUCUGGCUAAUUUUUGUAUUUUUAGUAGAGAUGGGGUUUCACUAUGUUGGCCAGUCUGGUCUUGAACUCCUGACCUCAGGUCAUCCACCCGCCUUGGCUUCCCAAAGUGCUGGGAUUGCAGGCGUGAGCCACAUGGCCUGGCCUUUAUAUCUCUUAAGUCUCAGAAUCUGCCCUAGCUCCCUCCUGCUGUCUGCAGUUGUCAUCCCCUCAGAGCUCUCCUCCCACCAUCUCCUCCGAGGACCCUUUGUGUAUCCUCUCCAGCUACCGCAGAGCCUCCAAACCCAGGCAUCCAUCAAAGUCCUUCAUUCAUGGGAGAGGUGGGGACACAGACUGCGACCAGAACAGAAAUAUGGGAUGUGGGGAUUAAAAGUAUUUAACAACCUCUAA
Callithrix jacchus (white-tufted-ear marmoset) is the source of this 1938-nucleotide messenger RNA. It is a transcript of the gene NCCRP1, whose product is annotated as NCCRP1, F-box associated domain containing. Gene Ontology annotation, molecular function: ubiquitin protein ligase activity. The record is from RefSeq and is a predicted model, not a curated record. Gene Ontology annotation, cellular component: cytoplasm; SCF ubiquitin ligase complex. Lineage: Eukaryota; Metazoa; Chordata; Mammalia; Primates; Cebidae. Gene Ontology annotation, biological process: ERAD pathway; SCF-dependent proteasomal ubiquitin-dependent protein catabolic process; glycoprotein catabolic process.